Tilletiopsis washingtonensis is the source of this 2282-nucleotide messenger RNA. RefSeq lists its product as hypothetical. Lineage: Eukaryota; Fungi; Basidiomycota; Exobasidiomycetes; Entylomatales. The record is from RefSeq and is a predicted model, not a curated record. The transcript has 3 exons. Gene Ontology annotation, cellular component: mitochondrion; membrane. Gene Ontology annotation, molecular function: FAD binding; D-arabinono-1,4-lactone oxidase activity. The coding region runs from base 55 to 2031 and encodes 658 amino acids.
GCUGCGUGCCGCUUGCCUCACGACAGCCACCACCGCACCUCAGCACAAUCCAGCAUGGCCUCGUCACCUUCGGCCGACUCGGUCGCCGCGCGCCGCCUGCCGCCGCCGACGGCGCUCGCGACGUUCUCCUCGAGUGCCCUCCACACGCUCGCCGCGUCGUGCGUCGUGCGCUCCAAAAAGCUCGCCAACUGGGGCGGCACCACGCACGUCACGCCCGAGCGCCUCUUUGAGCCGCGCAGCGUCGAGCAGUGUCUGGCGCUCGUCGAGCUGGCGCGCCGCGAGCACAAGGAGCUGCGCGCCGUCGGCCGCGCGCACAGUCCCAGCGACCUCAUGUGGAGCAAGGAGUGGCUGGUGCGCAUGCAGCGCAUGGAGGGCGUCGUGCAGAUCGACGCCGCCAAGCCGAGUGUCACCGUGCUCGCUGGCACGUACGUCUCGGCCAUCCACGACAUCCUCGCCGCCGCCACGCCGCCGCUGGCCAUGUCCAACGUCGGCUCCAUCUCCGAGCAGACGCUCGGCGGCCUCAUCGCUACGGCCACGCACGGCACGGGCUACAACUUUCCCGUCGUCUCUGCCGCCAUUCUCUCGCUGCGCGUCAUUGUCGCGCUGCCGCCGGCCCAGGGCGGCACACAGGUGCUCUUCUGCUCGCGCGAGGUGCACCCGGAUCUCUUCAACGCCACGCUCUGUGGUCUUGGAUGCACGGGCCUCAUCGUGGAGGCCGAGCUGGCCGUCGAGCCGGCCUUCAAUCUGCGCCAGGUCGGCGAGGAGAUGACGGUCGACUUCCUCUUUGGGCCCUCGACGGGCUACCCCGCCGUGCUGGCGGCGCCCGAGACGCCGCGCUUCUCGCCGCGCGCCAAGGGCGCUACUCCGGGCGCCGAAGCAUCGCUGGCGCCGCAACGGCAAUCCAUCGGCGCGCUACUUGCCCGCGGCGAGCGUCUGCCGCCCGCCAAGUCGGCUUACCUGCCUGCCGUGCGCACGACGUCGCCGGCGCACGUCUACCCGCUGCCCGCCGACGUGCUGAGCGAGGAGGCACGGGAGGACGAUGAGGAUGAUGAGGUGACGCGCGAGGCGCAGCGGCGGCUGGAGCGUAUUGUCCAGUCCAGUCAGCAUGCGAAGAUCAUGUACUGGCCUCAGGCGCGCAUGUGCACCGUGUUCCGCGCCGACCGCACAUUCGAGCCACCGAUGCCCGUCGGCCUUGGUAGCAAGAUCUACGGCCGGGUCGUCGGCCACGACCUGACCCAGCUGCUGCUCUUCGUCUCGCGCUACCAUCGCGCCCUGCCUCCUCGCAUCGCCCGUCUUGUCUUCUGGUUGACGCACCCGAGCUCGAAGAACGCCUCCUCGCUCGAGUCGUCGGCGGGCGGCAAGGCGAGCUCGGUGCCUCCGCCGCCGCCAGCAGGAGAGCACAGUCGCGGCGUGGGACGGACGACGGAGGAAGGUGUUGCAUCUGGUCCUUCGUCUUCCUCCAGCUCUUCACUGCCCGAAGCCGCGCCGUCGCCUUCGGCAUCUAGCUCAUCAGACGGCAAGAAGGCUCUCGUGGCGCGCACCACCGAGCUCUCUACGCCUUCCUCUUCGAGCUCCGUGACGCAAGCCGGCGAGCACGGCGCGCGAGUGUUCGCCCUGCGUGCGGCCGCCAAGCGAGGUGCCGUGUCGCGCCCUGCAGCACCGGCACACCGCGUCUCGCUCGACGCCUUCCUCACGCCGCCGCCUGACAAUGGACGCAAGUAUGGCGUCCUCUCGCGCGCACUGCCGCCCAUCGGCACCGGCGCCACGUACCACUCGAUCAAUACGUCGCACAAGGUCUUCAACAUGGACUGUCUCUUCCCGCAGCACACGAGCGAGUGGGCCAUCCCGCUUGUGCACGCUGCCAGUGCGCUGAGGGCGCUGAGAGAGUGGCUGGAGGCGGAGGAGGCAGAUGCAAACGGCGAGCGCAUCCACUUUCCGGUCGAGAUUCGCUUCGCCGACGCAGAUGGCAUCUGGCUGAGCCAUGCGCAAGGGCGCAAGACUUGCUUCAUUGGUGUCAUUCAGUUCCGGUGAGUGACUAAGGCCGACCAACGAAGAGCGGCAUGUGGCCCGUCGGCCGGGCCUCGGCCUGUACAGUUUGAGGCGAUUGGCAGGUUGGCUGGUGUCCUUUGCAUCGGUCAGAGCACCGCCUUCCUCGAUACACCGCGGGGUACAUUGUGCGGUGUUACCGUUCGCUAGCGCCUCACACGCCCUGCCGCACCUCGCUGACCCCAUCCGCACAGCCCGUACAACCAGGCGGUGCGCUACCGCGUGCUCUUUUCGCG